This is a messenger RNA of Perkinsus marinus ATCC 50983, 483 nucleotides long. RefSeq lists its product as hypothetical. The transcript has a single exon. Lineage: Eukaryota; Perkinsozoa; Perkinsida; Perkinsidae. The record is from RefSeq and is a predicted model, not a curated record. The coding region runs from base 1 to 483 and encodes 160 amino acids.
AUGGCUGCUUAUGUCUAUGAGAAUGAUAAAUGUGUAUUAAACUCAGUAGAGAAGGGCCUUUUCUUGAACGUGUAUCGCAAAGUAUUUGGAACCCCGUAUGUAGAAGAGCCUCAAGCUAUGUCCACGGGAUUGCAGGCUUCUUAUGAUGUCCUUAAUGAGCCUCGAGAAGAAGAUGAUGAUGCACCAAAGGAAUCACCACCUUUAGAUGGUGAUUUGCCGGAGGAUGCGGGUAGUACUGGUAAAGAGGGUGGUCUCUCCUCUAAGGGUCUGGUCUCAUCGGGCUUUGAUUAUGAUUCUGCUAACAAAGCUGUUGAGAGUAUUGUUGGUUCUGAGGAGGAAGGUGGCCAGUUUACUGAAUUCUUGGCCUCUGAAUUUCAGAGGAUGCGGCAAGAAAACAGUGCUGCUCACUCGACUCUGAUAAACGUGAUUGAUAAGCAUAAGGAGUCUAUCGAUGUUGAGUCUCAACAUCCAUUUUCAGCCUGA